AUGGAACAACUCGAAAAAGCAAUAAGUGAAGUACCUGGGUCCAUCUUAUCUAGGUUUCGGACGUUUGUUUGUCAUCUGGACUUGACUGAGAUCGCACUUGGCUACGCACAGAGUGCCGACACGCAUGGAUUCAUAAUCAUCUACCCGACUGCACCGGCGGGAUGUUGGGAUGUUGCUUCAACAGCAUCUCUCACACACAACGGCGGCGGAGAUAGUCAGACGAUCGUCAACAUGGUCAAAUAUGCCGAAACGCAUUACGGCAGUGAUCUAGAUAGAGUUUACAUGACUGGGAGCAGCUUUGGAGCCAUGAUGACCAACGUCUUGGCUGGUGCUUAUCCGGAUGUUUUCAAGGCUGGAACUUUGUAUGGAGGUGUUCCAGAUGGUUGCUUUUAUGUUGCAGGUGCAACUGCUGGAAUGACUUCGCCUGGUUGGAAUAACCAGUGUUCUGGUGGGAAGUUGAUCAAGACAGCCCAGCAGUGGGGUGAUCAGGUUCGCAGUUACUAUCCUGGAUACAAUGGAACUCGCCCUAAGAUGUUGAUUUUCCACGGGACAGCCGAUACAACACUUUAUUAUGCCAACUUCGGCGAGGAACUGAAAGAAUGGUCCAACGUACUUGGUGUAUCCUUCAGUCACAAUGAGACCAACACACCCAUCUCAGGUUACACGAAGAUGAUAUAUGGCGAUGGCACACAGCUGGUCGGCGUCUCCUGCUACAAUGUUGGACACACGCCGCCUAUUCGUCCCUCUGAUGAUCUGGCAUGGUUUGGCCUUGCUUGA
Mollisia scopiformis is the source of this 777-nucleotide messenger RNA. Its product is annotated as putative Acetylxylan esterase A. NCBI's taxonomy places the organism in Eukaryota, Fungi, Ascomycota, Leotiomycetes, Helotiales, Mollisiaceae. Bases 1 to 777 code for a protein of 258 amino acids. Gene Ontology annotation, molecular function: hydrolase activity. Gene Ontology annotation, cellular component: extracellular region. The record is from RefSeq and is a predicted model, not a curated record. The transcript has 2 exons.